Aaosphaeria arxii CBS 175.79 is the source of this 2621-nucleotide messenger RNA. RefSeq lists its product as uncharacterized. The coding region runs from base 97 to 2592 and encodes 831 amino acids. The record is from RefSeq and is a predicted model, not a curated record. The transcript has 5 exons. Gene Ontology annotation, biological process: regulation of DNA-templated transcription; DNA-templated transcription. Lineage: Eukaryota; Fungi; Ascomycota; Dothideomycetes; Pleosporales. Gene Ontology annotation, molecular function: DNA binding; DNA-binding transcription factor activity, RNA polymerase II-specific; zinc ion binding.
CCUAAGUGUUUAUACGCUUGCAAUUGCAUUCUAUCAAUUCAAACCCUUGACGUUCUCUCCUAUUCUCCUGCCUAUAUACCACUAUUUCUGAUCAUCAUGCAACCAUUACCAUUAGCAGGUACAGACAAUGACGGAACGUUCCACGUAGCUAGUCUUUCACAAGGAUCUAGCCGUGCGAAUGCAACCAUCUCCAGGUAUUUCAGAAACGAUCUAUACCCGUGUCCUAGAUGCGCAACAGAAUUUUCGCGUAGCGACUCCCUUCGCCGGCACUUGCUCACAAUGCACCGGCCCUCGAAGGCCGGAGUUGCUGGCAACCGAGCUAUCACUCGAAAGAGGGCAGCCAAAGCGUGUAUCGCAUGCUCACGAACAAAACAGCGCUGCAGUGGGGACGUACCUUGUCACCGGUGCCAAGUCAAAUCCCUUUCGUGUAGAUAUUCGUUAGGAACACAGCAAAAGGCAAGCAUUGAGCAGCGGCUACUCUGUUACGACCAGGAAACCACUUCCAUGUCGGGCUUUGGAGAUUUCCGAACCGACCUAACUGGUGGCCAUCAAGACAGUGUCGUUAAUCUCGAUAUGAACUCAGAUAACCCGACAUCCUUCCCCAGAUCUACAGCGAACUAUAACUCAAGCACCUUCUUUCUUCCACAAUUUUGGACCGACCCCAACUUCGCCGGGCUUUCUGUACUCACUUCCCCUGAAACUGUCCCCGGACAGCUAGUGCUCGGCGGCCUGAAAGAUAUGCUGAACCCCGUGCAUCCUGAAGCCUCAUGGGCUGACUUUGAGGGCAACAUUACUUUGGGAGGUGAACCGACCGAAGACAGUACCGUCACAAUAGAUGCUCUACAGAAUGCAUUUGACUCUACGAAUAGUUUUCACCAAAAUCAGUCCCUUCCCACCGAAAUCAGCCUGCCACUCUCGAUACCUUACUUAGCGUCUGCCUCACCAGACGCAAAUCAGAUUGCGACUGGCAAAGCGCCGGUACCACCCUUAUUUAGGUCCGAUAAUUCAACUCGAUUUUCUCGUCAUAGUAUGCCCAUGUCAGAAGAACUUCAUGUUGAAAGAGUCCAUGUGCUGGAAGAUCUCGAACAUGUUCCAUCUUUAUCUCCAUCGACAUAUCACGGUCUGUUGAAUCAAUUCAGAAAGCUAAAUCACCUCCACGACGAUGAGACCCCAUUUACCGAUAUGGAAUUACCACCGAUCGAUCAAGUCAACGCAUUCAUCCAAGCAUACUUCGAGGACUUUCAUCCUAUUUUUCCCAUCCUUCACCAGCCAACGUUUGAUCCCAACCAAGUGCCCUGGACGAUGGUAUGGGCUGUCCUGACGACAGGAUGCCGGUUUUCAAGGGCUCUGUCAUCAAGUGCAUUCGUGAACAUAUUACAAGAGAUUCUUCGUCGCGCGAUACAUGCACAUGUCGAAGAGGAGGUCAUACCUGCGCCCACAAUCUCGAUGACACAAGCAAUGGUAUUGGCUCAGAUUGGCCUCGCCUUCUCAGGAGAUUUCACCUUACUGGAUGCAGGGGCAAAUAAUAUACCCACAGUGGCCGCAUGGUGCCAUGAGCUCGGCUGUUUUGAGGAACCGUCAGAUUGUGGGGUAACUGAGGGAGAUGUAAUGCCGGAUUUGCGAGCGUCGUGGAAGCGCUGGAUCGACAAAGAAACCCGCGGACGCCUUGGUUAUUGCGCUUGGAUGGUCGAUUGCCAGUACUCUCUCUUCCUGUCCCUACCCGGCGUAAUUUCUAGUAACGCGAUCUCGUCCAGUAUGCCCUGCCAUGACGAUAUUUGGCAAGCUGAGUCACCAGAAGAGUGGACCAAGAAACGGCUUUUGUUUGACCAUUCACCACUAAAAUCAGUACAGUUUGCUCUACAAGAGCUUUACCAACGUCGGAAGCAGCCUAAAAACCUAACCUUUUUCAACCUGCUUCUCUUAAAUCUCGGCCUCUACAGGGACGCUUUGGAAGAUCACGGAUUAGUCGCCUACCUUGAUAUUUUGAGACCUAACGCUAACACUUCUACACUUGAACCUCAGGCAUCUCGACAAAUGCAGGUAACUUUGGAAUACAACUACAUUAUCAAAGUCCUACUUGAGAUUUCACUUCAGGACCUCAUGGCUUAUGCGGGCUGGAGAGUAGAUUACGUACAGCACCUGCAAGGCUACAACCGCCUUCAACGCCUUUUUAGGAUGAGGAGUGAAAGUAUGUGGAGCGUUGUUAUCUGUGCGGCUCAGACUUUUGCUUGUGUCCGCGAUCACUCAACAUACGGACCGCACGAAUCCCUCGCUCUGUUGUCAUCGUUGGUGAUCCUUUGGGCAUAUAUCGAGUUCUGGGAUAUUAGAGACGACAACCAGCAUCCAACUGGCCAAAUCAACGCCGAGAUAGCAUCUCGUGAUUUCAACAACUCGCUUAUCUGUCCGCAACCUGACCCCUCGAGCCUGGCAGGGGUCGGAAGUCUUCGAAAUCCUCGAGCUCCACUUCGGCUGACGAGGGAGUGCUCUCGCAUACUCCUCACCAGACAGGCGUGGCGGCUGAGCGAUGCAAUUCGGGGCAAUAUGGCGACUCAGUAUAGUUUCAAAUGGAACAAGGUAGCCAGUGCUUGUUAAUUCACGACCGCAUCUGACUUAACAAAUGU